Molecule: messenger RNA, 2059 nt
Organism: Manis javanica (Malayan pangolin)
Lineage: Eukaryota; Metazoa; Chordata; Mammalia; Pholidota; Manidae
Gene: NCAPH2
Product: non-SMC condensin II complex subunit H2
Biological process (GO): mitotic sister chromatid separation; meiotic chromosome condensation
Cellular component (GO): nucleus; condensin complex
Molecular function (GO): chromatin binding
Source: RefSeq, a predicted model, not a curated record
GGGGCGCUGCGUGCCUUCCUGGGCGGGGACAGCAAAAUGGCGCCAGAACCGGUGGCGGGCUGAGGACGCUGGCGCCCCCGAAGCCGGCCCUGAGGUCCCGGCCGCCCUGGCCCCGCCCGGACAUGGAGGACGUGGAGGCGCGCUUCGCCCACCUCCUGCAGCCCAUCCACGACCUCACCAAGAACUGGGAGGUGGACGUGGCGGCCCAGCUGGGGGAAUACCUCGAGGAGCUGGACCAGAUCUGCAUUUCUUUUGACGAAGGCAAAACCACCAUGAACUUCAUUGAGGCAGCGUUACUGAUCCAGGGCUCCGCUUGUGUCUACAGUAAGAAGGUGGAGUACCUCUACUCGCUGGUCUACCAGGCGCUCGACUUCAUCUCGGGCACGAAGCGGGCCAAGCAGCUCUCCUCCGUGCCGCAAGAUCGUGCCAGUGCGAACGCCAGCUCCAGGGCCGUCCGGGAUGUGGAGGAUGAGUUCCUGUCACUGGAUGACCUUCCUGACUCCCGUGCCAGUGUGGAUCUGAGGAAUGACCAGGCCCUCAGUGAGGUCCUCGUUGUCCCCCUCCUGCCCAUGGCCCUGGUAGCCCCUGAUGAACUGGAGAAGAGCCACCACCCCCUGUAUAGCUGCCAGGGGGAGGUCCUAGCCAGCCGGAAGGAUUUUAGGAUGAAUACCUGCACCCCCCACCCAAGAGGAGCCUUCAUGUUGGAGCCGGUGGGCAUGUCCCCCGUGGGGACACUGCUGCCGGGGAGCCACCAGGAGGCUGGGAGGGCCGAGGAGCAGCCAAUGGAGGUCUCUGUGUGCAGGAGUCCAGGCCCUGUGCUGAGCAUCCCUCAGGAGCCAGGCACCUCUCCAGAAGGCCUGAUGCCCGGAGGCGGGGGUGAGGAUGAGGAUGCAGAGGGGCCAGCAGAGCUCCCUGAGGCCACAGCCCCCGAGGGCCCCCUGGAGCCCCUGCAGCCCAGGAGCCCCCAGCAGAGUGCCACCCAGCCCAGGAGGUGGGAGCUGCAGGAGCGACAGGUGGUCCUGGAGCCUACGUCCUGGCUGAAGGAGACCCCAGACCCGUGGCAGAGCCUGGACCCCUUUGAUUCCUUGGACUCUAAGCCCUUCAAGAAAGGCAGGCCCUACUCUGUGCCUCCCUGUGUGGAGGAGGCUCCAGGGCAGAAGCGCAAGAGGAAGGGCACCACCAAGCUGCAGGACUUCCACCAGUGGUACCUGGCUGCCUAUGCUGACCAUGCUGACAACAGGAGGCCCCGGCGAAAGGGCCCGUCCUUUGCAGACAUGGAGGUGCUGUACUGGAAGCACAUGAGGGAGCAACUGGAGGCCCUCCGGAAGCUGCAGAGGAGGGAGAGGGCAGAGCGGUGGCUGCCAAGGGCUGAGGCACUGUGGACUGCAGAGGAGGACCACCUGGAGGACUCCCUGGAGGACCUGGGGGCAGCAGCAGAUGACUUUCUAGAGCCUGAGGCAUAUGCAGAGACCGAGGGGUCAGAGCCUGGGGUAGCUGCAGACCCAGAAGCAGAUGCCAUGCCGGUGUCCCUGAGCUAUGAGCUGAUCCGAAGGAAUGUGGAGCUCUUCAUCACCGCCUCUCAGAAGUUCGUCCAGGAGACGGAGCUGAGCCAGCGCAUCAGAGACUGGGAGAGCACCAUCCAGCCCCUGCUCCAGGAGCAGGAGCAGCACGUGCCCUUUGACAUCCAUUCCUAUGGGGACCAGGUGGUAUCAAGGUUCAGCCAGCUCAACCAGUGGUGUCCCUUUGCAGAGCUGGUGGCAGGCCAGCCUCCCUUUGAGGUGUGCCGCUCCAUGCUGGCCUCUCUGCAGCUGGCCAAUGACCACACAGUGGAGAUCACCCAGCAGCCAGGGCUAGAGGCGGCCGUGGACACCAUGUCCCUGAGACUGCUCACACACCAGCGGGCCCACAAGCGCUUCCAGACCUACGCUGCCCCCUCCAUGGCCCAACCCUGAGUGGGAGCACUGAGACUGGGGCAGGGCAUGCAUCUGCUCAUUCCACUCCUGCUUCCUGGCUGAUCCAGCCUAAUAAAAUGGUGUUGCCACCCCACUUACUCCUUAAA